UUGGCAAACAUAUUGUCUGGGAAGAGAGAGGAAUCAUAUUGGCUGUAAAAGAGAACAGGAGGAAAUCAACAAUUUCUAUUUGGCAUUUGCCUGUUAUCCUGCAAUGCAUAAAGUAUUAGUAGUCUUCCUUAUCUGCACAUGGAAGUAUGCAUUGGGUUUUCAAAUUCAACAUUUACCAUGUUUAACUGAUGGCUCGAAGAAGGAUUUGUAUGAUGCUAGAAAAGAACUGACAAUAGUAGACAGGUACUUUGGAGAGACUGUGGAAACCCUGCAGGAUGAGUUACAGAAAACUCUCAAUAUCAUGAAAAAUCAAUUAGUGGCAAUGCAAACCAACGUUAACAAAAUAUUAAAGAAAGUAGAAACUGACCUUACUAUUAUGAAGAAAGAUGUGGACGAAGGACAGUGGACAAAAUACCAAGACCAUUGUUACCACUUUUCUCAAGACAGUGCACCCUGGUAUAAAGCCGAGCGACUUUGCAGAGAUUUUGGUGGAUAUCUUGUAAAGAUCGACAAUUCAUCUGAGAAUGAAUGGUUACAUUCAAAAAGACAAAAAAAAAGUCACGGAUACUGGAUAGGUCUGACUGACUUAAUUGAGGGAGAAUGGCGAUGGAGUAUAGACCAGUCACUUGCUACCUUUAAAGCUUGGGACAGUUCUGCUGGUUCCAGUGGACAUAGCAGUAAUUGUGUUUCUUUCGCUGGUAGUGUCGCUAAAUGGUUUGACACGAGCUGCAAAUCCGGCUAUUACUAUAUUUGCGAGAGACAUUUUUGUUAUUGAACAGAUUUGAAUUUGAGUCCGAGAAGAGUGAUAUACGUUGC
This is a messenger RNA of Mytilus californianus (California mussel), 816 nucleotides long. RefSeq names its product perlucin-like protein. The record is from RefSeq and is a predicted model, not a curated record. Bases 104 to 775 code for a protein of 223 amino acids. NCBI's taxonomy places the organism in Eukaryota, Metazoa, Mollusca, Bivalvia, Mytilida, Mytilidae. Gene Ontology annotation, molecular function: signaling receptor activity. The transcript is spliced from 6 exons.